Messenger RNA from Hemiscyllium ocellatum (epaulette shark), 1635 nucleotides. Its product is annotated as T cell receptor beta chain MC.7.G5-like. Gene Ontology annotation, cellular component: plasma membrane. The transcript is spliced from 7 exons. Lineage: Eukaryota; Metazoa; Chordata; Chondrichthyes; Orectolobiformes; Hemiscylliidae. Gene Ontology annotation, biological process: cell surface receptor signaling pathway. The coding region runs from base 46 to 939 and encodes 297 amino acids. The record is from RefSeq and is a predicted model, not a curated record.
ACUGCUUUCCGUUCACAGAUCCGGCUAGUGUGCAGCAAAUAAACCAUGUUGCAUGAAGCUCAUUAUCUUAUUUGGACGGCUACGAUGUUUGCAGGAACACUCACCUCCUAUGUGGAGCAGUCGCCUUCUAUUGUAUCAAUUGCAUCAGGACAGUCGACAACGUUGAAAUGUACUCUGAAGAAUACUGGCUAUCCCAACAUGUUCUGGUACAAACAACAGCCAGGCCGGGCAUUUGAAGCUCUAUUCAAUUCUGCUGGAGAAGGGUCUGUUACAAAUUACACGUUUGACUCGUUUAAGGCAGAGAGAACCAGCAAUACGCUGUUUACUUUGACACUGAAUGAUGCCUCUCCGUCUCACACGGCUGUAUACUUCUGUGCUUGUAGUAACACAGCGCUUCAUAAAGCUUACUUCGGAGGAGGGACAAAACUGACCGUUUUAGAACAUGAUCCUAAGAAUCCUAACAUCACUAUCUUUGAACCCUCACCAGAUGAGAUUAAACAGAAAGAGAAGGCAACUGUGAUUUGCCUUGUAACUAACUUCUAUCCUGACAAUAUCAAAAUUCACUGGUUUCUGGAUGGCACUGCGAUAUCAGCGACUGAUGAGAAAAUUCAGACUGACGUCAAUUCUAUGUUCAAAACUAAGACACAGACCUACAGCAUCAGCAGUCGGUUCAGAUUAGAUGCUCAAACCUGGGCCAAGUCUAAAAAUAUUGAGUGCAAAGUGGAACAUUAUUACGAAGGAUCACAACCGACAACUCAUUCAGAAAUUUUACCCAUUAAUGCUGAAAUCUGCGGCAUAAGUAAAGAAGUGAAAAUGCACAGCAUGGCAACAGGAAAAUUGACAUAUCUGAUCUUGAUUUGCAAAAGUGUCUUUUAUGGAAUAUUCAUCUCAAUACUUGCUUGGAAAACUAAGACAUCUUCCAGCAAACGAUUUGACUGAUUAAAACAAAGCAAUGAAGACAAUGAACAGAUGCAUAGCAGAACAUAUGGGAGAGAGGAAGAAGCAAGAAAAAUAAAUAUUGUGUUUAUCGAUGGGAUAAAGUUUAUCUAAUUAACUCCUACCAUGCCAGUGUAAAUAUCUCCACAAUGUCACCAUGGCAGAUGAGUGGAGAACAUUGAUGCCUUGCCUCACCUUUUCCUGUUGAAAUAAAUCCUUUCAGAGUCUUGACAUCUCCUUGUUUUCCUAGUUUUCCUAAAUAGGUUAAGAUUUGAAGUUUUCAUAGUAUUUUUCCUUUUUUUGAUUACUUAUUAAUCCAUAAUCCUUAAAACUUUAUAGAGAACCAUAGAACUCUUAAAGCAAAACAGAAGGCUGUUUAGCCAAACGUGAAAAUACAGAUCUCCUUGAAAAAUAUUAAAACCAAAACCAUUUAUUACAAUUAAUUCCAAGAUAAAUGAUUUGAUCUUUUCCACUUCCUGUGUGAAACACAUCCCCUGUGCUAGUCUAAUAAAGCUAUGUAUAUUGUUAAGCAAAAACAAAAGAUUGUAACUCAAAUCUUGUUUAAAAUAACUCUUGUCUGUUAGCCUUCAAACCUUUAUUGCUAUAUUUAGAAUUCAUCUAAUAGAUUGCUGAUGGAAACUGUGAUCCUUAUUAUUUUUCAUAGGUUUCUCAAUGAAUCAGGUAUUGACAGUUUUCUCA